AAACACACCUAAUUAUUAAGUCCUAGCGUGUAAAAACUGCUUAAACAGAUUUCGCCUCCUGCGUGUGGCAACAUUGAACUCUCUCUCUGAACGCCGCUCUGUGGCAUAACACACAAAAAUGUAAGAUCGUCAUUAUAAAAUAUUUUAAUACAAAAUUUAAUUAAACAUAAAGGUUUAUUAUUCCGAAACCUUUACAUGGUGCCGAAAUCCGAAAAUACUUCAGUUUUAUAAUUCCACGGGCUACGCCGGCUACAGCUUUGGGACUACGUGCGCGUUGCGCACACGCCAUCAUGGCGACCGAAGCAAUUAAAAAACUCGUCGCGUCGAGGGCUCAGUGCAAGGCGUCGCUGACCAAACUAGAAAAAUUCAUUCAGCAGGAUAGUCGUGUCUUCACUUCAGAGAACCUGCAGACAAGGAAGGCGUCACUCAUCACAGCGUUUGAAAGGUACCAAGACAUAUGCGUGCAAUUAUCGGUCAUGAGCACGGAGCACGCGAUCGCAGAGGACGCCGAGGACGAAACAGAAGAGCGUUACUAUAACAUCUUGGCCGCCUUCGAAAGCGCAAUUACCACAAUUGAUGGUAAACCGAGAGUGCAUGCGCAUGCAUCAGAGGGUUCUUGGAAAACUGCACACCUGCCAAACCUAGACAUACCUACAUUUGAUGGCCGUGAUAUAUCGGCUUACAAGCCGUUUGUAGAGAUGUUUGAGGCUGUAGUUCACAAUGAUGCGAGACUGUCCGCGGUGCAAAAGUUGUGUUUUUUGAAGAAAUAUCUGAAAGGAGAGCCACUUCACCUCAUUGACACGCUGCCAAUAGUAGGAGCUUCCUACCCAGCGGCUGUGGAGCUUCUAAAAAAGCGCUAUGACAAUGCAGCGCUUAUUGUCAACGGACAUGUGAACACGCUGUUGGACUUACCAUCGCUACAUCGAGGUACUGCGCUGCAGCUGCGAGACAUGGUGGCGAAGGUUCGCCAGCACCUCACCGCGCUACAAAAUCUGGAGCAACCUGUAACAUCAUGGGACAGCCUGCUCUCCUGCAUCCUGCUAAGGAAAUUGGAUUCCUUCACUGUGAGACUCUACCACACGGAGAGGGACAACAGCGAGCAACACACUGCGAAGUUCCCCUCCUUCUGGCUGCAGACAUCUUCUGCAGAGUUAUGCAAGACGGAAAGAUUGAAGCAGGCCCUGAGGAUCCAGUGCUGCUGAACACGCGUUUUGGGUACAUCGUCUCGGGCAGAACAACUGUAAGU
Molecule: messenger RNA, 1246 nt
Organism: Leguminivora glycinivorella
Lineage: Eukaryota; Metazoa; Arthropoda; Insecta; Lepidoptera; Tortricidae
Exons: 2
Coding region: 291-1202 (303 amino acids)
Source: RefSeq, a predicted model, not a curated record